GCUCGUCCUCCUCGGAAGUGACGUCACAGUGUCAACAUGCAAGAUGGCGGCGCAUCACCGGCAGAACACGGCGGGGCGGCGGAAAGUGCAGGUCUCCUAUGUGAUUAGAGAUGAGGUGGAGAAGUAUAACCGAAAUGGGGUAAAUGCACUUCAGCUGGAUCCAGCAUUAAAUAGACUCUUCACAGCAGGCCGAGACUCUAUUAUAAGGAUAUGGAGUGUCAAUCAGCACAAGCAAGACCCGUAUAUUGCAUCUAUGGAACAUCACACGGAUUGGGUAAAUGAUAUUGUACUCUGCUGCAAUGGUAAAACAUUGAUAUCUGCUUCUUCAGAUACUACUGUUAAAGUGUGGAACGCGCAUAAAGGAUUUUGCAUGUCAACACUAAGGACACAUAAGGAUUAUGUGAAAGCCUUAGCAUAUGCAAAAGAUAAAGAACUGGUAGCAUCUGCCGGGCUGGACAGACAAAUAUUCCUCUGGGAUGUAAAUACUCUAACAGCACUGACUGCCUCAAACAACACUGUCACAACUUCUUCCCUGAGUGGGAACAAAGAUUCUAUCUAUAGCCUUGCAAUGAAUCAAAUGGGAACAGUUAUUGUUUCGGGGUCCACUGAGAAGGUUCUCAGGGUGUGGGAUCCAAGAACUUGUGCAAAACUAAUGAAACUCAAAGGACACACAGACAAUGUAAAAGCUUUGCUGUUGAACAGAGAUGGUACCCAGUGUCUUUCAGGCAGUUCUGAUGGGACUAUUCGGCUGUGGUCCCUUGGGCAGCAGAGAUGUAUAGCCACAUAUCGAGUCCAUGAUGAAGGUGUUUGGGCUCUGCAGGUCAAUGAAGCAUUCACUCAUGUUUAUUCAGGAGGAAGAGACAGGAAGAUCUAUUGUACAGAUUUACGGAAUCCUGAUAUUCGUGUGCUUAUUUGUGAAGAAAAGGCACCAGUUCUUAAGAUGGAACUUGAUAGAUCAGCUGAUCCUCCUCCAGCAAUUUGGGUUGCAACAACUAAAUCCUCUGUGAAUAAAUGGACUUUGAAGGGAAUUCAUAAUUUUAGAGCAUCUGGGGACUAUGAUAAUGAUUGUACCAAUCCUAUACCACCCCUAUGUACACAGCCUGACCAAGUUAUAAAAGGGGGUGCUAGUAUCAUUCAGUGCCACAUUCUUAAUGACAAGAGACACAUAUUAACCAAAGACACAAAUAAUAAUGUGGCAUACUGGGAUGUCUUAAAAGCAUGUAAAGUUGAAGACCUUGGGAAAGUAGAUUUUGAAGAGGAAAUUAAGAAGAGAUUUAAAAUGGUGUAUGUGCCAAACUGGUUCUCAGUAGACUUGAAAACUGGGAUGCUGACAAUUACUUUGGAUGAAAGUGACUGCUUUGCAGCCUGGGUUUCAGCAAAGGAUGCUGGAUUCAGCAGUCCAGAUGGUUCUGAUCCAAAAUUGAACCUUGGAGGGCUUCUAUUGCAAGCACUUUUGGAGUACUGGCCUAGAACACACAUCAAUCCAAUGGAUGAAGAGGAAAAUGAAAUAAAUCAUGCAGUAAAUGGUGAGCAGGAAAACAGAGUCCAGAAAGGAAAUGGAUAUUUUCAAGUACCACCACAUACACCAGUUAUAUUUGGUGAGGCUGGAGGACGCACUUUGUUCAGGUUAUUAUGUCGGGAUUCAGGUGGUGAAACGGAGUCUAUGCUUCUGAAUGAGACUGUGCCACAAUGGGUCAUUGACAUCACUGUGGACAAAAAUAUGCCCAAAUUCAAUAAGAUUCCCUUCUACCUCCAACCUCAUUCGUCUUCAGGAGCAAAAACUCUAAAAAAAGACCGGCUGUCAGCAAGUGAUAUGCUUCAGGUGAGAAAAGUGAUGGAGCAUGUGUAUGAGAAGAUCAUAAACUUGGAUAAUGAGUCUCAGACAACUAGUUCUUCCAAUAAUGAGAAAGCAGGAGAACAAGAAAAAGAGGAGGACAUUGCUGUGCUCGCAGAAGAGAAAAUUGAACUUCUUUGCCAGGACCAGGUUUUGGAUCCGAAUAUGGACCUUCGAACUGUAAAGCACUUCAUCUGGAAGAGUGGUGGUGAUCUGACACUUCAUUAUCGCCAGAAAUCAACGUGAAGGGGAGUAGUGGACUUACAUGGUUACUCAUUGACUUGACCAUAAUGUACUGGUUCCAAGAGUAGUACUAUAGAAGCCCACUGAACCCCUAAGGUAGAUGAGACUUCUAAUGACUCAGUAUGGAUGGAAAAUAUACGUUUAAUUGAAGUGACUAAUAGAUCUGUAAUAUAGAGGAAAAAAAACCUGUAUGAUUUAAACUAAAAUCUGUCCUAGUCUCAGUCACUGAGAUGGGAGGUCCCUGAGUGGUUGAUAUUGUGUGAGGUGUACAGAGAAUGGAUGAUAAUCCAAUGCAGACUUUUGCUUCCUCCUUUUUGCUUUUUUUUUUUUUCCAGAACUUUAUAUUGUCAUCUGCUCACGCUUGAUAUGAAACCAUUUCCAUCAUAUUAAUGAAUAGUGGUAUUUACAACAUAAUUUAGAACUGCACAGGCAGUAUUUUUAUUACAUUCCAUUCAUAAAGUACCUACAGUGGUCUCUCGGGUUACUGAACCAUUUCUAUCACUUAAAGACAUUUGGUAAAUAGGUAAUGCAUACUUCAAAGAAUUGGCCCGCUUAAUUGCUGAUGGAGGAUUAACAUCAGACUUGUUCUAAUACUGUGACUUGAACGUUGCUUUAGAGAGUUUUUGUCCUGCAAAACAAGAACACUAGAUAAAUAUUGUAGCAGGGUCAGUCCAAUGAUGCUGUGCAUCACAAUAGGGUGAACGUGCUUUGCUGCAACCUAAUGAAUUCUUUUUUAAUCUAUAUAACUAGUUCUGGCAAUGUGUGCUUUAAGGACACAGCAGUCUAAUUUUUGGUAACUUUGCUCUAUAACUAUGUGACACUUUGUUAAAACUUCAGACCAUUCUGAAUAUAACUUCCAGUGUUUCACGUUGAACUCCAGACAAUUCACAGCAGAUUUCAUACUCAUGAUGUAAAAAUACGUAUUCUUUUUUUCUUCCAAAGUUUUAUAUGCAGUUGUUCUUUUGUUGUAGAUGCAGAUCUUCUUUUCACUGUUAUUUCUAAAAAAAGAACAAACCUGUGACUGUCGCAGACUCAUAGUAGUCUUUUAUAGUUUAACUUAUUGGGGGGAGGGGGGUAACAGCACUUCAGCUUUUGUUGAGAAAGUGUGGGAUUGUCCCAGGAAAACCAUUUGUAUCCAGAACAAACUAAAAUCCUCGUAAAGAAAUGAUGUAAAGAUGACUUGUCUGAAGCAGAAGCACAAGUGCCUUCAGAGGGCAGUACAUUAAUUGAGUUUCUUCAGGAGACACAUGCUCUUGCCCUUCCUGUGUCUUGCUAUCAAGAUUUAGGUUGAGGCCUAAAGAAAGUCCCAAUAGAUGAUGUUACUGGGAUUGUAUUGGUCAACAAAAAGUGAAAUAUUUUUCAUUGUAUUUUAUUUGAAAAAAUUAAAUCAUUGCCUUCUGCACUAUUAAGCUAACUCAAGAAACUCAUUGCUUGAAUAAAAAAUGUGGCUCAGAACUAAGCUAGCAUGUCUUUCACUCAUCUUUUGGAAGGGUUGGUUUCAGUUUUUAGACCCAUUUCUGUGUAUGUUCACUUUAAUACAGUUGUGCUAUCUCUGCACAUUUUUAGUAGUAUUUGUGAAUUAAUGCUUAAAACACAACUGUAAUUUUUAUUGAUAAAUUGUCCUGACUUGUAUUAACUAAUAGCAAAGCUUUGUGCUUUGUUUCAGUAGACUUUUUUCUGGUCAUCUUGCUGACCCAUUGUAUACACUGUACAUUCUCCCAAUAAUUUUGUUUGAAAUAACCCGAUGUU
Molecule: messenger RNA, 3826 nt
Organism: Phasianus colchicus (ring-necked pheasant)
Lineage: Eukaryota; Metazoa; Chordata; Aves; Galliformes; Phasianidae
Gene: WDR48
Product: WD repeat domain 48
Biological process (GO): double-strand break repair via homologous recombination
Molecular function (GO): ubiquitin binding
Source: RefSeq, a predicted model, not a curated record